AUGUCGGGUCCGCCGAGUCGGAAGAGUAUGAUCAGGAGCUUGAUAGCUGCAUGGUGGGACCAGUCCCAGUGGGUACGUUGGUACUCUUACCCAGGCAUCAAUUCAUUCGAGUUUGAGGCCGAGGCGCCGUCACCCGAAAAGAUUCCAGCGUCCGAUUUAUUGGGCGUGACAGUGAUCUUGUUGACGGCAUCCUACAAGGAUGCUGAAUUCAUUCGUGUCGGCUACUAUGUGAACAAUGCGUACGAAUCGGAGGAAAUGCGUGAGAACCCGCCGGAAGAGGUGCAGCUCGACAAAGUGUGUCGUGAGGUCCUCGCGAGCAAACCGCGCGUCACCCGCUUCAAUAUCAAUUGCAGGGACAACCCCGGCGAGAUGAUCAAGCCUCCGGUGGAGCAGCAGGCUGCUACGCACGAGGGGGCGAUCGCCGACGAAACGCAUACCGAGCCCAACCCUCAGUUCCGUCCCGCUGCACAGGAGCAGGCAGGCAGCGCCAGUGCCUUCACGCCGCUGGAAAUGCCAUAA
Molecule: messenger RNA, 519 nt
Organism: Malassezia sympodialis ATCC 42132
Lineage: Eukaryota; Fungi; Basidiomycota; Malasseziomycetes; Malasseziales; Malasseziaceae
Exons: 2
Coding region: 1-519 (172 amino acids)
Biological process (GO): DNA replication-dependent chromatin assembly
Cellular component (GO): nucleus; chromatin
Molecular function (GO): histone binding
Source: RefSeq, a predicted model, not a curated record